This is a messenger RNA of Spirodela intermedia, 1789 nucleotides long. Lineage: Eukaryota; Viridiplantae; Streptophyta; Magnoliopsida; Alismatales; Araceae. The record is from the annotation of a GenBank genome assembly.
AUGGAGGGGGCGGAGGAGGUGGGGUUAGUGCUCGCGCGCGCGUCGGAGCUGAGGUCGAAGAUUGACCGGUGCAUCCUUGAGAAUGCGGCGGAGAGGCGGCUCAGCGACGGGGACGCGCUGGGCCUUCUGUCUCCGGUUGAGGGUGGCAGAGAAGAGGAAGAGGAGAACGAUGAGGACGACGCUGAGCAGGAGGAAGAGAGCCUUAUAGACGUUCGCGAUGCGCUGGAAUCCCUCGAGCAGCAGCUCUCCUCUCUCCAGGUCCCUCUUUCUUCCUCCCUUCCUUCCCAUACAUAUAUUGGCUGCGCGUCUUCGCCUAGGGUUUGGUGCGAAGCUUUUCUUAUCCGUUCAUAUAUGAUGACGUUGACGCUACGUGGAACGACCGGACCUAUCGAGAGGUUUUUUUAUCAUACUUUGGCAUUGUGUAUGCGAUUCUUUGAUCUCGUAUUUACCUGCAUCCAGCCUCGCCAUCAAUUAGAUGGGGGACGAGAGAGGGGACAACCGGUUGAGGGAUUCAACCGUGUGCGAAGUUGAGUAGGUAGAGGGAGAUGAGAAGGAAACCCACCCGCCAGAACAGGUUUCUGAUUCUACUUGCAUGAAGGACCGGAGAAGAUCUGUAUGCAUCCCGUCUGGUACCAUAGCUUUCCGUUUCUUGUCAGCCUUCUUGCCCGUCGCCAACCUUUGAUCCAUCUCAGGUAUCUUGAUGAUGAUCUGCAAGCUCAGAAGACUGAGUGAUCUCACAUGGCUAAUAGAGGGUUUUGGCUGCUCGUAUUGGUUAUACUGGGAGCGGCUUGUGGGAUGUAUCCAGGAUGUUGUUGCAGGAUGGAGAGCCGGGGGGAACUGUGGGGCUUCGACCUUCAGAUUUUCUGUUCAAAUGAAGUAAAAUUCAUGGAUAUCGGCUUGUUCCAUAAUUAAUUUAUGACUAAAAAAAUGUGAUCAGUUAGUGUGAAAGAAAUCUGAGAGAGAUUUUUGGAUUAUUCAUGACCAUGUCGCUGUGAAUGCAUUAUCCAUGACCAUGAAGAUCAUCUGAAACCAAGGGUCUCAUUGUUCUGAUAAAAAAUGAAUCAUUCGCCCGCUAUCAUCUGUCUGAUAUUUGGGAAUUUUAAUCAUUAAUCUGGGCAUAAUUCUCCUUCUCUGGUCUUUUGGAUCACAGGCACUGGAGCAGCGGCAGAUCUAUGAAAAGGAGGCAGCUUUGGCCCAGAUCGACCGAUGCCGCAUGUUCCUGUUGAGCAGGAUUAGGGAAUAUAAAGGGGAUUCGGAAGUGGUGCAGGAGGCGUCGAUCUUUGCUGGUGGAAACACAGAAGAAGAUGGUGAUCUGCUCCUCCCCCCCUACUCCAGCCACAUACCCGAAGCAUUUAUCCUGGGCGGCCUUUCCUCCUCUCUCCACCUCCCCAACGGCCUGGGGAAGAGACCCUUGAGCAGGGUGGAAGACAAGCUGGGAGAGUCUAGCAUGAAGCAGGCAGAUUCUCUGGCAGGAAGCGCGUUCCGAAGAGCUGGGUUGUUCUUCAGGCUUGCGGCGAAGUCGGCGGUCGCCACUGUCGGAGUUCUUGCCAUCUUGCGGCUGGCCGGGUUCGAGCCGAGGCUCGUAAGGAGGGGGGGGCGGCUGAAGCCACCGGAGCUGCUGCAGACGCGGCGGUGCGAGGCGGAGGAAGCGGUGGCGACGACCCGGUGCCCACCUGGUCGGGUCCUGGUGGUGGAGGACGGGGUGGUCCGGUGCGUCGUGAAGGAGCGAGUCGAGGUCCCGUUUGGGUCCGUUGACCCGGCUCCAGUUGUGAGCUUGGGGCUCGGGUAG